Messenger RNA from Meloidogyne enterolobii, 2583 nucleotides. NCBI's taxonomy places the organism in Eukaryota, Metazoa, Nematoda, Chromadorea, Rhabditida, Meloidogynidae. The record is from the annotation of a GenBank genome assembly.
AUGCUUCAAAAUUUCCUUCAACACCAACAACAACAAAAUUCACAACAUUCAUCUCAACAAAGAAUAGAAAAUAAUACAGAAAGCCAACAACAACAACAGUUGGAUGAAUUCAUAAUUGAUGAAAUACUUUCUCUUGAAGGGGAACAACAAGCUAAUAAUCGACAGAAUAAUUAUAUCUGCCCAACAUCUAUUCAACAACAACAACAUUCAAGUCAACCAAUUCCUUUAUCUACAGCUUGUAGCCGGGAUUCUUCUAAUGCCUCAAUUCAAAGCGGUUCCCCAGGCUUUCAAACAGCCGGAGGUGGUGGUUUUGCUUUGUACAGCCCUAAAAAUGAUAACGAUUUCCGUCAAAUUAUAUCUUCGAGUGCACCAACCUCGUGUGAAAUUGAGAAUUUUAUUAGAAGAGGCGUUGCUGGUGUUUCUACAAGCAACAGUGGUCCUGCUGCUGUAAAUGGAAGAGGAUCGCAAGCAGUUACUCGUGAUUUGAAUAUGACAGAAGUUGAAAUAUACAAAGAUAGGCGUAAAAAGGAUAUUCACAAUAUGAUUGAAAGAAGAAGAAGAUAUAAUAUUAACGAUAGAAUUAAAGAAUUGGGUUUAAUGCUUCCAAAAUCGACUGCUGAAGAAAUGAAAUUAAAUAAAGGUACAAUUCUUAAAGCUUCUUGUGAUUAUAUUAGACAAUUACAAAAAGAUAGAGAAAUUAUGAUUAGACAUCAACAAAAAACUUCAAGAUUGGAAGAACUUGCUAAACAAUAUUUUCAAAGAAUUCAAGAUUUGGAAAAUCAACUUGAGAAAAACGGUAUUAAUGUACCUCCAUGUAAAUUACCAGCCCCAAAUGCCUUAUCUCCACCAAUUUGCCUUCCAUCUUCUACACAACAUGGAAAAUGUAUAAAACAAGAACCUUCCGAAGAAUUAAUUGGAAAUUUUUCUCCUUCGAGUACUCCACAGGCAAAAAUAGCCUGUAGUCUUCAAGAAAUGCAAAUAGCCAGUCCAACAUCAAGUCACGCUUCUCUCUUAAAAAUGUCAAGUAUUCAACAGCAAUUUGGCCAUCAUUCCCCAGCAGCUUUUAUAAUUGGGAGUGCUCCAACAGAAAUGGCUAAUUAUUUAAAUCAGCAUGUUCUAGCCAACAAUAAUUCGAAUAAUACAACGCCAAAUACUUUAAAUUUAUUACAACAACAACCUAUGGAAUUUGGUUCUAAUAUGUCAAAUUGGAAUGCACAAACACAGUUGGGACAAAUAUUUAAUUCUGGGAAUUAUGGGGAGUUGAAUAUGGAAGAAUUUGCUUUUCAACAUAGAGGCCCACUACAAGGUCAAGACCCAUUAAUGUCUCAACAUGGAGGAAGUUUAUCCAAUCAAUUAUCGCCAGUUAUCCAAUGGGAUCAAUCAAGUUUCUCUCCUGGCCAUGAAACUAAUCAUUAAAUAUUUAUAUAAUUUAAUUUUUGAGAAGAAAAAACGGGGUACAGAAAACAGGCAGGGUUAAAAAAAUUAUAAAAAAAGGCAGAUUAUAUAUAUAACUGAUAUAUAUUUAAAUUUAUAUAUAUUUAAAAAAUAUUUUUUUAAUCAAAAAAAUUUAUUUUCGUUUUUAAUUUUAUGUAUUUGAUUCAAAACCCUCUCUCUUUUUCACUGGCUUUAUGUCGUCAUCUUAUUUCUGGGUUGUUUCAGAGCAAUCUUAAUAUUAAUAGGGUUGUCGGUUCUUGGAGAAUCUACGAAUGUCUGGAUCCGAAUUGAAGAACCCAAAUGAAAAUCUUCGAGUUCUUUGAUCGAUCCAAAUUGUCAAUUUUAUUUAAUGUCUAACAAUGUUGGGUCGGAAUUCUGAUUACCGCCUUUUGAUGGGCUAUGUUUAUUUCUAUUUCCGAAAAUUUUCUAUCAAAUUUUUUAGAGAUAUCUGGUUCCAACAUUUGAACUAGUUUCGGGUUCCGUCUUCUGAUUCUCUUCCACUUCCGAUUUUUCCGGUUUUUAGCUCUUUGAUUUCCCUUCCGGUUCCUGAUUCUUCCACUUUCAACUUUUCCAGUUUCCGACACUCCCAAUUGUUCCAAUCCACCCUUGACUAACACAUAAAAAAGAGAGGGUUUUAACUAAUUGUUUUAUUUAAAUUUAUAUAUUUUUAUGUUUAUUUUUAAGGUUAUUUUUGCCUUUCUUUAAUCCGAUAAUUGUAAAAAGAAAAAGCGAAUUGUUAAUUUUUUUAUAUAUUUUCUUUUUAAAAAGCCCAAAUCCCCAUUUUUUAUUUUCAAACGAAUUUAUUGCUCAUCUAAAAAAUUUUUUUUUAAACUCGAGAUUGGAAACUUUCUAACGACUUUAAAAUUAAUACUUUAAGUGCUUCCUCUUUUUUUCAAAAUUUCCUCUUCUAUAUUUUUUUGGCAUGUUUCAAGGGAUUAAAUUUUUUUGAAUAAAAUGAAAUCCUUAAAGAAUACGUAGUUGUAAAAAUAGGGUUCCGGUUCUUGAAAAGUCUUUGCAUAUUUUGAAUUGAACCGAAGAGCCGACCUGAAAUCCUUGGUUUUAAGACUCGGUUCGGCUUUAGCCAAUAACAUAUUUAGUCGUGAAAUUUUUAUUCUGACCAUUAGGAGCCUCUUAAAGCAAGAGUCUAGC